GCAGCGGGCGGCGGCCUCGGAGCGCGGCGGGGCCAGACGCUGACCAGCUCCGGAUUCCCGGGGUCUCCUCCGUCCUCUCCGCCUCCGGCUCGCUGCUUCGCGGCCGCCCGCGCCAUGCGCUCCCAGGCCGGGGCCGCCUGCUGGCCGCGGCCGCUCGGCCUCCUCCCGCUCCUCCUGCUGCUGCUGCUGCUGCUGCCCGCGCCGUCGGACGCCUCCGACACCCCCAAGGUGAAGCAAAAGGCACUGAUCCGGCAGAGGGAGGUGGUGGACUUGUAUAAUGGAAUGUGCUUACAAGGACCAGCAGGGGUACCUGGCCGUGAUGGGAACCCUGGGGCCAAUGGCAUUCCUGGUACCCCUGGGAUCCCAGGUCGGGAUGGAUUCAAAGGAGAAAAGGGAGAAUGCUUAAGGGAAAGCUUUGAGGAGUCCUGGACCCCAAACUACAAGCAAUGUUCAUGGAGCUCACUAAACUAUGGCAUAGAUCUUGGAAAAAUUGCGGAGUGUACAUUUACAAAGAUGCGUUCUAACAGUGCCCUGCGCGUGUUGUUCAGCGGCUCACUGCGGCUGAAAUGCAGAAGUGCGUGCUGCCAGCGCUGGUAUUUCACGUUCAAUGGGGCUGAAUGUUCUGGACCUCUCCCCAUUGAAGCCAUCAUCUACUUGGACCAAGGAAGCCCUGAACUAAAUUCAACAAUUAAUAUUCAUCGUACUUCUUCUGUGGAAGGACUCUGUGAAGGGAUUGGUGCUGGAUUGGUGGAUGUUGCAAUCUGGGUUGGUACUUGUUCAGAUUACCCCAAAGGAGAUGCUUCUACUGGAUGGAAUUCUGUAUCUCGCAUCAUUAUUGAAGAACUACCAAAGUAAAAUGCUCUGACUUGUUCCCUACCUCUUUUUAAUCACACUUUUGGAUGGCCCAUUUAAAUUACACUUAACCAAUCAUGUUAUGUAUACAUCUGGAUAAAACAAAGUUAAAUGUUUACAGACCAAAGUGUGAUUUCACACUUUUAAAAUUGUAUUAUCCAUUUUACUUCCACCAAAAAGCUUCAGUAUUUUGUUGUUGUUGAUGAUGAUCAUGCUGUUUUUACAUUCAUAUACCCUGAACCUGUAUUUUGGAAUGUCAUUGUGGUCUUUAGUUCUGAUUUUCUUAAGAUACCAUUUUUAAACGUAUAAAAUUUAUUAACCUUUGUACAAGCUGUAAAUGUGUAGAAUUAUUUUUUAUCUGUUAAAUAAAAUGUUUGAUACAACUUUAA
Jaculus jaculus (lesser Egyptian jerboa) is the source of this 1241-nucleotide messenger RNA. RefSeq names its product collagen triple helix repeat containing 1 (gene Cthrc1). Bases 115 to 855 code for a protein of 246 amino acids. The transcript is spliced from 4 exons. NCBI's taxonomy places the organism in Eukaryota, Metazoa, Chordata, Mammalia, Rodentia, Dipodidae. The record is from RefSeq and is a predicted model, not a curated record.